GCUCCCUUUCCCAAGCCAUCUUGCACCAGGAAUCACGUGAAGAGCGGUGGGAGCGAGGCGCUCGUUCCCAUAGAGAUAGGAAAAGGUUGUCCCUGCCAGUCACGUGAAUUGCACUUGCCGAUGGCUCCUUCCGCCGGGCUGGGCGCCACUCGGGGGCCGUAGAGUAUCUCUCCCUCUCUCCCCCCCUCCCCCUUCUCCACUCCCGGCCCGAGCACGUACGCCGCCUCUCCUUCCCCCGCACCGUCCCACCCCGCUUCGCCGUGGCGCUUGUGAGCAGAAUCUGCGCUCGCGCACCAUGGAGGUUUUCAUUCCAUCGUUCCGCUAUGAGGAGAGCGAGUUGGAGAGAGGCUAUACGGUCUUUAAGAUAGAGGUACUAACAAAUGGAAGAAAGCACUUUGUUGAAAAGAGGUAUAGUGAAUUUCAUGCUCUCCAUAAAAAGCUUAAGAAAUUCAUAAGAACACCAGAAAUCCCUUCAAAGCAUGUGAGGAACUGGGUGCCCAAAGUUCUAGAACAACGUCGGCAUGGCUUGGAAGUUUAUUUACAGAAUAUUAUUUUAGAAAAUGAAGAGCUUCCCAAAAUAUUUCUUGAUUUCCUCAGCGUUCGUCACUUUCCUUCUCUCCCAAAAGCAGAAAGUUGUGGUUCUUUUGAAGAAAUAGAAUCUGAAGAAUCAAGCAAACUGUCCCACCAGCCUGUGCUGCUGUUCCUAAGGGAUCCAUAUGUCUUGCCUGGAGCCAAUGAUGACUUUCCAAACGUAGUUAUUGAAGGUGUUCUUCGUGGAUUGUUUUAUCCUCACCUACAGCCCAGGUAGAAAAUGGAUUUGAAAGGAUAGUAACGAAAGUAAAUCCCUCUUUCUUGAUCCAGGCUCUUAAUAAAACUCCAAACCAUGAGACGUGACAAGUCGGAGGAUGGAACCUUUCCCCUUUUUAAAUUAAUUCAGUGUAUCACUAACAUUGCUGCUUAAAAAAUUAUGAAUGGAGGAAAAUGCUAUUCUGUUGAAUGUUUACUGAACUCUAAAUAUUUAAACCUUAAAAUAGCUGACAUUCAUAUGCUAAAUUACACUAACAUCAUGUACUUGAUUUUUUUUUUAAUAAAUGACUACAUUAAGCCUUUCAUUUCAAUGUAGUAUCUACUGCUGGCAGUGGAUACACAGGAUCUUCUAGCACAUGUGAGACUGAAAAAUGCAAAUGUUAAGAAAAUCAUUGCCAAAACUGGAAAUGCAAUAUAAGCUUAUUGUAUCAAUAUUUCUGAGAUGAUGUCAUAUCAUGUUCACAUUAUCUUAAGAAGGGAGAAAAAUGUUCAUAUGCUUGAAAUUCGGCUCAAAUGUAGCUUUAAUUUACUUCAGGACCCUGGCCACAAUCCUUGUGCUUCCAGACAACACAAUGCUUGUUUAGCAUAACUUUCCCAUGUUAAUUAACCUAUAUCACUCUGUAACAGAAACAAACAGGAACAUGAUUAGUAACAAUAAUCAGCUAAUCAAUGUUCAAAGGUCAAUUAGCAACAUGAACAUAUGCAUAUGUUUUGCAAGAUGUUGGAAUCCAAAAUAAAAGCAUUAACAUUA
Molecule: messenger RNA, 1558 nt
Organism: Elgaria multicarinata webbii
Lineage: Eukaryota; Metazoa; Chordata; Lepidosauria; Squamata; Anguidae
Gene: SNX24
Product: sorting nexin 24
Exons: 7
Coding region: 296-808 (170 amino acids)
Molecular function (GO): phosphatidylinositol phosphate binding
Source: RefSeq, a predicted model, not a curated record